CAAAUAAAGAAAAUAGCUCCUUCAGUAAUGUCUAGCAUUAAUUUUUUAAAGGCACAAAAUAUACUGGUAAAGAUACUGGCUAUACUGGUGAAAACGUGAACUAGCAGAAAUCCGAGAACUUAUAUAGCUUUGGUGUUGAUGGCAUGACUAAAACAUGCUCGUGAGAUUAGAAGAGUUCCGGUUUUGAGUUUUUAUUGCGCUGAACUUUAUGGUGGAAAUGAACAGCUGGGCGUUUCUGUUGAACCCGGUCCUCUGAUUAAACACAGCUCCCACCUCCUGUUCCUCACUACAGAGCCUCAGAGCUCAGGGUGCUGGAGAUACUGCUCUCUGUGCUGGAGAUACUGGUCUCUGUCCCGGAGACACUGCUCUCUGUGCUGGAGAUACUGGUUUCUGGUCUCUGUCCCGGAGACACUGCUCUCUGUGCUGGAGAUACUGGUUUCUGGUCUCUCUCCCGGAGACACUGCUCUCUGUGCUGGAGAUACUGGUUUCUGGUCUCUCUCCCGGAGACACUGCUCUCUGUGCUGGAGAUACUGGUUUCUGGUCUCUGUCCCGGAGACACUGCUCUCUGUGCUGGAGAUACUGGUUUCUGGUCUCUCUCCCGGAGACACUGCUCUCUGUGCUGGAGAUACUAGUCUCUGUUCUCGUGGAUAUUCUGGAUGUCGUUACACGGGAGGACUGCCGUUAACCGGGUCAUCACACACACACACCCACACACACACGAGCAAGCUGUUAUUGGAGCUGAGCUGCUUAUCUGUGAAGUGUAUCCGAUUUCUGGGAUGUCUGAGAUAAUUUUAUAAUAUACAGUUUUAGAAAUACUUGAAGUUUUAGCAAUACACCGAUCAGGAGCCUUGACCCUGUCGCCGGUUCAGCACUGUUCCUUCCUUGGAACACUUUUGAUAGAUACUGACCACUGCAGACCGGGAACACCCCACAAGAGCUGCAGUUUUGGAGAUCCAGUCGUCUAGCCAUCACAAUUUGGUCCUUGUCAAACUCACUCAAAUCCUUACGCUUGUCCAUUUUUCCUGCUUCUGACACAUCAGCUUUGAGGACAAAAUGUUCACUUGCUGCCUAAUAUAUCCCACCCACUAACAGGAGCCAUGAUGAGGAGAUCAUCAGUGUUAUUCACUUCACCUCAAGAGCAUGUCCACCAUGGUGUUCUGCUGUGAGGAGAAGCUGGAGAGACUAACACGGGAGGAGAUCAUCUCCAGAACCAAGAUGGUGAUCCAGGGCCUUGAGGCACUGAAGAGCGAUCACAAUCUCAUGCUGCAAAGCCUGAUAGAGACCGCCAAGUACUUGAACAGGGACGAGGAGGCUGGCCUGGUGCCUGAGAAGUCUUUGUUGCUGCACAAGUCUGUGGAGAUGAUCGAACUUGGCCUGGAGGAGGCGAAGGUGAUGACGGCUCUGACUGCACACCUGAGUGCAGUGGAAGCAGAGAAACAGAAGCUGCGAGCUAAGGUGCGUUCGGUUUGCGAGGAGAACAAGUGGCUGUGGGAGGAACUGGCCAACGUGCAGCAGAAACUGCAGAAGGCUGAGCAGAAUUUAGUCCAGGUAGAGGUGGAGAAGGAGCACCUGGAGUUCAUGACCCAGCUCAAGCAGUACGAUCCGGAAGACUUGCCAGAGCAGGGCAAGGAAGAAGAGGAGACAUCCAAAGACAUUCUGGAUGACCUGUUCCCUGAAGACGAGGAGGCCAAUCAGCCACAAACAUCACAGCAAAAGACCAGUGCGGCAAUGGCAGAGGUCAGUCAGGGAGGCUUUGAGGUACCUGAACGCUUGAAAACCCUCUAUAACCUGGUGAGACAGUACACCAAACAAGGUCGCUAUGAAGUGGCAGUGAUACUGUGUAAACAGGCUCUGGAGGACCAGGAGAGGACGCUGGGCCAUGAUCACCCCGACAUAGCUACCUUGCUCAACAUCCUCGCUUAUGUAUACAGGGAUCAGAGUAAUUAUAAAGAAGCGUCCCGUCACCUGUAUGAUGCCGUGACUAUAAGAGAGAGGACUCUGGGUGAGGAGGAUCCCUCGGUGGCUGCUACGCUAAAUAAUCUUUCAGUGCUGCACGGGAAGAUGGGACAGUACAUGGAGGCCGAGCCGCUGUGUAAAAGAGCUCUGGAGCUGAGGGAGAAGAUCCUGGGCAGAGAUCAUCCAGAUGUGGCCAAGCAGCUGAAUAACUUGGCGCUGGUUUGUCAGAACCAGGGCAAGUAUGAGGAGGUGGAGUAUUACUACUGCAGAGCCCUCGACAUAUAUGAGAGGAACCUGGGUCACGAUGACCCCGUUGUUGCCAAAACAAAAAACAAUCUGGCCUUGUGCUAUCUGAAACAGGGUAAAUACAAGGAGGCUGAAAUCUUGUACAAAGAGAUUCUUACACAAGCUUAUAAGAAGGAAUUUGGGACAGUAGACGCUGAAAACAAACCUGUCUGGAUGUAUGCAGAGGAUGGCACAGGCCUGGGGGGUAAUGACUCUCAUUAUGCUGAAUGUAGAGGCUGCCAUGUGACCAGCCCUAUAAUAAACAGCGUCAUGCUGCGUCUCGGAGCUCUGUAUCGAUAUCAGGGCAAAAACGAAGCAGCAGAUAUUAUGGAGGAUUACGCCAUGAGAACACGCAAACAGGGAGCCAUAGUGGAGCCUCUGAAGGAUGAGAGCCGGAGGAGAAGCUUUUCUACUUACAGCGUUAAGUAUGAACCUAGAGAUGAUGGCAGUGUGGAGUGGCGUGGGGGUGGCAUUUUGAAAAGGGCUGGUUCUCUGGGUAAAAUGCGAGAGGUGCUGCGCAAGAGCAGUGAGAUACUGGUGAAGAAGCUGCAGGAUACCAUAUUGCAAGAUUCCCCUAACCCUCACUUGAAGAGAGCAGCUUCGCUGAUUUACCUGAACAGGACGGGAGAUAAUGACGAUCCUUUUCAGAGUGGCAGAGGAGGCAGACGGCUGAGAGACAGUCGAGCCCUGAGCUCCAGCACUGUGGCGCUGCAUGGAGGCAAUGGAAAAUAGAAAACACACACACACAAAUUGUUUUCUUUUAUCUCUAUCCCCACAUACAUUUCUAUUUCUAGCUUAUGAUCCACACACACUACCUGCGAGUUUUCCUCGUUAGUUGUUUUUGUGUACCGUAAUGUACCAAUGAUCACCGUUAUGAAUAAUUAAGGAAUGUGCCUACAAUGAAAUGUGAUAUAUUUGAUAUUUGAAAAGGCGUUUUGACCGUUUGAAUGUUUGCAUCUCUCAGGGAAAACUGACUCUUCCAUAAAUAAAGCAAUGAUGAGUAAGCACAGGUCAUGAACCUAAAAUUUAGUUCACAGCCACAUGCACUGUACUGCACAGCUGGGCUGCUGUUUGUGAUUUUGAAGCGUAACGUAUAACAGCCUUGUAUUCCACAGAAAGAGAAGGAAGGAAAAUGAUGUAACAUUGUGACAUUCCAGAUGUGAGAGGUGUUUUUGUUUUGUGUGUGUUGUUGUUGGCAUCACUAUGAACUGUUCUUCCUGAUGCUGCAUGAGCUACUCAGGCUUAAAGAUUACAGAUCUGUGUAGUUGUGUAGUUCAGAGAGCUUUGUAUCAGAGUGUAUAGUGUAGUGGAAAUUUCUGUUGAUUUGUUUUCAAAUAAGGCACAAUUUCUGAUUUCUUUUUUAUUCGUAUAAUCUGAGUUUUGUACCACACAAGGCUGUGAAUAUCCUUAUUUUGUAUUAAAAAAGGGGAACUUAAAUCCUGUGGAGUAAAUCUGUACCAUGUCCCAAAGGUCAUGGAUAAAAUUCAAGAUGUACAAGCAAAGUAAAUAAGUAAAUCUUUAAUGUUU
Molecule: messenger RNA, 3768 nt
Organism: Hemibagrus wyckioides
Lineage: Eukaryota; Metazoa; Chordata; Actinopteri; Siluriformes; Bagridae
Product: kinesin light chain 1-like
Exons: 17
Coding region: 1141-2973 (610 amino acids)
Biological process (GO): microtubule-based movement
Cellular component (GO): kinesin complex; membrane-bounded organelle; cytoplasm
Molecular function (GO): kinesin binding
Source: RefSeq, a predicted model, not a curated record